AGCAUCGAUUCUCAGCCCAAGCGGCUUUCUGCACCUCGCGACGUCGGGAUGACCUUUGGUGUGGUGGUGCUGGGGGCGACCGGCUUCACAGGCCGCCUCGCCUGUGAGUACUUGGCCAACCGAGGCGGGUCGAAGGUGGCAUGGGCCAUGGCCGGCCGGGACUUGGGCAAGUUGGAGGCGCUGAGGAAAGACCUGCCGGAGGCGGCCAAAGAGGUGACUCUGCUGAAGGUGGACGUAAAGAAUGAGGAGGAGCUCAAAGACGUGGCGAAGAAGACGAAGGUGAUCCUCAACUUUGCGGGGACACCCUACUUCGACAAGGCCUUGCCGGUGGUGGAGGCCUGCGUCUCCAGCGGCUGCUGCUACGUGGACAUCACCGGAGAGGUGCCCUUUAUGAAGACCUCGGCGGACCGCUACGACGCCAAGGCCCGGGAAGCCAAGGCUUUGAUCCUCCACAGCUGCGGCUUCGACAGUAUCCCCUGCGACAUGGCAGCCUGGAUGGCGGCCACCGCAAUGCGGGAGCGCCACGGCAUGGCCUGCGCCGCCAUCCGAAAUGCCGUGAUGGACGCCGCGGGGGGCGCGAGUGGUGGCACCAUCUACAGCGGCCUGGGCAUGCUCACCCAGGAUGUGGAGAACAAAGCAGCGAUGAUGGAUCCUUACGGCAUGGACCCGCCGGAUGGCCAGCGGGGCCCGGACACCGCGGACGGGGGCACUACGGAUCUGCCGCGCUGGGACGAGCUGCAGGAGAAAUGGCUCAUGAUCUCCCCGCUGUCGAAUCCCAGUUGCAGAACUGUGCGCCGCAGCAACGCUUUGCUGGGCUACCCCUACGGCCAAGGCUUGAGCUAUGGGGAGGGCAUUGUGGUGCCGGGGCCCGUCAGCGGUUGGCUUGGCACCAUGGCGCUGGGCUUCAUGGUGGGCUCUCUCUAUUUCCCGCCCACGCGCUGGGCGCUGAAGCGCUGGGUGCUGCCUGAGCCGGGGCAGGGGCCCUCCAGGAAGGCGAUGGAGGAGGGGCGCUUCACCGUGCGGGCGGUGGCACUGGGCGAAAAAGCAAAGAGCGACGGCCAGAUUCCCAAGGUGGUAGCCAAGGUUGAUAGCGUCAAUGCGGGGGACCCUGGGUACAAGGCCACAGCCCUGAUGUCCGUGGAGACCGCCCUGUGCUGCGCGCUGGAGCGGGGCCGUUGCGCGGAGGGGGGGGUGAUGACCCCCGCAGCCGGCCUGGGGCAGGUGCUGGUGGACCGCCUGAACGCGGCAGGCAUGAAGCUGGAAGUGGAGCCCUGAGAGUCUCAACCAAGAAGCCCCCCAAACAGAGCCAACUACGGCAAGCGUACAGGCCUGGCCAAGCUAGGGUUUAGCCCAGCGGCCUUUAGGCUUUGCUUAGCGGCGUUUGUGGUUUUUGCUCAGCGGGCUGCGGCGAAGCCGCUUGGGUUCGCAGCCCGGCUGAAGUUCACGCUCGCUGCACCCCAGGAACUUGCUUGUUGUUUGUGGAUUGGUGUGGA
Molecule: messenger RNA, 1493 nt
Organism: Effrenium voratum
Lineage: Eukaryota; Dinophyceae; Suessiales; Symbiodiniaceae
Source: the annotation of a GenBank genome assembly